CAAAAGAUUAUUAAUAAAUAUUUAUUUCACUACUGUCAAAAUAAAAAACAUGCAACGUCGAGGUUGCGCAAAAUUUCGUCUGUGAAAAACGGGGUCGGCCCUAAUAUAUCUAAAUUACAGCACCAAUCUGGGCAUGUUUUUUUUUGUAAGUAAAAGUGGGUAAGAAUAUGGAACAGUUGUUUCUCGUCGAAAUUUUCGUAGACUCGAUCUACUUCGCCAAUGCCGACAAUCUUCCUCAAAAGAAACAGAUUAAUAUCGUUGCUGCGUGGAGUAACAUUACCAGCUUAGAAAUACGUAACGAUGGUUUGGGAGGAUCAGAUGAAAGUUCCAAGUCGUUAGAAAUGGAAUUUGCAUCAGGAAAAUCGUAUUUGUUUUCAUGUACCGUUGAUAAGAUCUUAAAAUCAUUUGCGGCAUAUCCUUUAGAAUUAACACUAUUCAAAAAAGAUACUCCUUCACCUAUUGGAACUGCUUUAGUAAAUUGGCAAUCCGAUUUCGUUCAAAUGGUAGAUAGUUGCAAUGAUAAUACUGGUUAUAUAACUCCAGUUAGUUCAAGAGACACUUAUGUAAUGAAAGAUCCAGCCGAUGCCGAUGCAGGCACAAUUGAUGUUUUUAUUAGAUUAUCAUGUUUUGGAAACAGUAUCACAACGCAGUAUCAAAUCGUAAAACAAAAAGAUCCAAAAGACGGCCAAAUGAAAUCUGUGUAUUUGUACAAAAGCCCUAAUGCAGCUACAACAUUUCAAUGUCAAAGAUAUGGAAUGGGAACCUCAAUGGACAACAUACCAAUAGGACCUACUUUAAAUCCGACCGAAUUAGAUGAUAAACUUUUCAAAACAUUCUUCGCGGAACAAGGGAGACAAGUACCCGGUUCCGUAAUGCCAUCAGCUUUCAAUCUAGAACAAAUCAUUACUCAACGUUUCAAUAAAACUGUUGCUGACGACCAGAUGUCUUUAAUGUUCCGCAUGGAUAAUAACAAAUUUAUUACGUUAGCGGAUAUUUUAGGAUCAAGCACAUCGGGACUAAACGGGCUAGAACCAAUUCCAGAUGAAGAUUUGACUAUCGAGAACAUCAACAACAUGCUUUGCAACGACAAAGACUGUCCUGCUGCGAAACUCUUCAAAGAAUACGGAAUUGGCCCUUUAGCCACAGGUCAAGGCUUAGGAACUGUGUACGGCCAUGUAGUUCCUCCAACAACUUACGGAUUAAGUCACGCUAAUGGAACCAUGGAGAAUUACGGCCCGUUUGGUUUGUAUCGAAAACCUAAACAGCCGGAUCAAGAUUACGAACCAAGGAAAACGAAAAAAUCGAAAAGUAAAACUAGCAGUGUUGACUCUGGGGGAUCUUAUUGUUCGUGUCAGAAAAAAGUAAUUAGGUUAAGAGGCGGUGCAAUACCAGAAGGUAAUAAAGAAAACGAAUUAUCAAACGUUAACGUCGGCAAGAAAGGUGAUGGUACAAAGAAAAGCAAAAAGGAAUCAAAACACCCGAAGAAAAGUGUUAGUUCAUCCAGUGAUACUGUAAAUAAAGAUGUGUUACGUUUAAGAGGUGGUGGAUUCUCUAAGGAAGCUAAAAAUGUCAAUAAUGAAAAUGUAUGUCUCAAAAAGCUAAACCAAAAUAGAUUAAGAGGAGGAGGAUUAACCGAUGAAAAAGAAAAGGAAUUAAUGAGAAUUUAUAACGUAAAGGAACCAAAAAUAAUGAAAAACUUGAAGAAAAAGAUUAAAAAAUUUAAAAAAAGCGUACAAGAUUUGUCAAGUGAAAGUAUAACUAAAAAUAUAUUACGUCUAAAAGGGGGUGCUCCAAUGGAUGAUAAACAAUCAUCACCGCUACAAGCAUGCAAAAGCCUGAUGGAUAAUUUCGAUAAAUUAGUGGAUUCAUACAAAAAAGCGUUAGGUCCAUGCGGUCAAGCAACAUGUCCAUUCGCCCAGAACGUCAUCGAUGAAUCAUGCAAAGGAUUUUGUCCCAACGACCCAGAUAAUUGCCCCCAAAUCCCAGCGGAAAUUCUAGCUGCCAAAAAAGCUAAAGACGCCCUAAGUAUCUCUUCGUGUGGUACCAACACAUGUCCGUAUUCCAGACUUAUGCAACAACCUGUCGAACCAGAGGUAAAACGAAAACAAGUUGCCCCCGCUUGUGGGGAACCGACAUGUCCUUACACAAAAAGAAGAUUAGGAAUUAGUGAUGAAGACGUAGAUGAAGCGCUAAUUCAAAUGAGUAAAUUGCCUCCAAAUUGUGGUGCCCCAACUUGUCCCUAUAAAGUAGAGGAUCCUCUCCCUCCAAUUCAUUGGGAUUGUCCCGACCCAUUACCUAAAGAUCGUUGUAAAAAUCCGAAUUGUCCCAUUAAACAAGGUCAAGAUUUUGCCGAUAAAAUGUUUAAACCUGUAUCAGCUCCGUGCAAAGCUCCCAUGUGUCCCUAUGCGAUGCCACCUCCUUGCGAUGUACCAGGGUGUCCUUUUGGCCCGCCAAUACCUUGUCAAAUACCUGAUUGUCCAUUUAACACAAUUCCUCCGUGUACCGAUCCUAAUUGUCCAAUUAACGAAAAAAUACUUCAACAAGAUAAAGAAGUUUGUAACGAUCCAAGAUGUCCAUUAUUUAAAUCACCAUCAGGAGGUUCGAAAGAAUCUGGUCCUUGCGAUGAUCCCUCGUGUCCGUUUAGUGUAAAACCACCAAGUCCUCAAUUUAAAGAAGUGGAAAGUUGUCCUUGCGCAAACGGUUCAGGAGUAAAAACACCACCAGAAACGAAACCAACUCAACCAGAACCAUGUCCGUGUGCUGGUGGAAAAUCACCAAAUUCAGGAAAUAUAAUAGGAGAAGGAGAAUUAGUAACUGGAAAGUUAGAUAAAAUUGAACCGUGCACGCCAUUUUCGUGUAUGAAGACAGGUGGAAGUUUGGAGUGCAUGGAGUGCUCAGGAGGACAAGAUGCUCCAGUUGACAAUAAACCUCCUGAAGAAGUCAAACUCGAUAAAGUCGAACCGUGCGUCCCUACUACGUGUUUGGCUAAGAGUGGAAAUCUCGAAUGUAACACAUGCAAUCCUAAUAAAAAGGGUGUUGUAAGUGGAAAAAAGGAUACUCCUAGUAAAGCAGGUGGUGGCACCGGUGGAGGCACCGGUGGUGGCGCCGGUGGUGGCGCCGGUGGAGGCGCCGGUGGCGGUAACGGUCCAUCAACAAAAGCUAAAGCAAAAUCAAAAGACAAACCGGAUAAAAGGCCAGGAGGUGACGCCGACAGACCAAAACCAAAAAAACAAGGCAAGAGGAAAAACAAAUUUGCUUUAGAUAGUGGGGAUAAUUAUCCUGGCGUAAAAAUUGGUCAUCGAUAUUGCGUCACACCAACAUUAAACGUUCCACACAACAUGGGAUGGUUAUGGAAUAUAAGAGAACCUGGAAGGUUAAAGCCUAGAAGAGGGUGGAAACCCGGAGCAUUGACACAUACUAUGCUUGAAUUGAUAGAACGGCAUCGAGCCGCGUUAGGACUUAAAGCUUUAGUUCAAGCAACUCCGAGCAAACCAAAGAAAAAGCGUAAGAACGCUUUUGGAGUUUAUGAAUCUGACUCGGACGUCUCAGUUCCUCCUAAACCUACGCUUCAAAUAAAGAAAAAAGAUGGUUGUUACUUCAUAACAAUGAAUCCUUUGAAAGAUCCAUACAAACUGGAAGAAAAUGAAAGUCCAUACAUGGAUUGUACACCGAUGCAAUUUAAAAUAACCAAAAAUAAACCGCCCAUACAGAUUGAACCGGGCAUGGAAGAUGAAUUCUGUUACUGUAGUGAGGAUGAAAAGAGUUCCUCAGAUAGCGAAUUGGAUAUUGAAUUUACUCCUCCCGCUGGACUUAUCCAUCCAGAAAGGUUUAGGAAAAAGAAAAAUGUGGUUCAUCAAGAUACGCAAUAUGAUCCUAAAGACAUUCCAUCGGAUAAGCCUGAAGGUGGUGGAGGAAAGGGUAAAGGUAAAGGAAAGGGCGGUAAAGGCGGCAAAAAAGGAAAGAAAGGCAAGAAGUAGAUUUUCUAUUCGAGUAGAAUAUCACACGAUUAAAUAUCAAUCGAUUUGUAACCUUUUUGUAGUUUUGUUGUUUUGUAGUUUUGUCUUUGUGUAUGUUUGUGAUCGUUUUUAUUUUUUAUUUCUUAUCGGGAUUAAAAUAUCUAUCUGUUA
Messenger RNA from Onthophagus taurus, 4127 nucleotides. RefSeq lists its product as uncharacterized. The record is from RefSeq and is a predicted model, not a curated record. NCBI's taxonomy places the organism in Eukaryota, Metazoa, Arthropoda, Insecta, Coleoptera, Scarabaeidae.